UUCUGGUUCCGGUUUCUGCAACAUUAGCAACUAUGGACGAUUUUCUGAGUGAAGAUAAGACCACGUUCAUUGUCGAAGAAGUGAGCAAAAUCAUAAAAGAUUCUGUAGAAUCGGUGAUAGGAGAAAACUCCUACAAGCACGGCAGAGUGAACCAGUGGACCACCAGCGUGGUGGAGCAGUGCCUCAUUCAGCUCAGCAAGCUGGAUAAGCCGUUCAAGUUCAUCGUAAACUGCAUCAUCAUGCAAAAGAAUGGAGCAGGGCUGCAAACAGCCAGCACCUGCUUCUGGGACAACUCUACUGAUGGAAGCUGCACAGUGAGAUGGGAAAACGACACUAUGUACGUCAUCAUCAGCGUUUUUGGGCUGGCCAUCUAAAACUAUAACAUUAUUAAAACUGUUAAAUUUUCUUGUUUUCCACCAAGUAGAUUGUUGGGUGACAUUUUAUGAAAUGUUAUUUGUAUGUUAAGUGCAAUUAAACACAACUUAUGUC
Molecule: messenger RNA, 489 nt
Organism: Xiphophorus hellerii (green swordtail)
Lineage: Eukaryota; Metazoa; Chordata; Actinopteri; Cyprinodontiformes; Poeciliidae
Gene: dynlt1b
Product: dynein light chain Tctex-type 1b
Exons: 5
Coding region: 33-374 (113 amino acids)
Biological process (GO): microtubule-based movement
Cellular component (GO): cytoplasmic dynein complex; cytoplasm
Molecular function (GO): dynein intermediate chain binding
Source: RefSeq, a predicted model, not a curated record